UGAUGGGAAUGCAACAAACUAGGCCAACCGGCCGUUUUACAGCUAACCUUACCUACGGGACGGAUCUAAGGCCAACCAUUCGUGUUUUUGGAACAUGCAGCACUGACCUAGACCGACCAACCAACCCUAAUCCGAAAUGGUACUUAAGGAAUGUGACGUCUUUUUGGCAUUCAUAUGAAAAACAAAUCAGCCGUAAGAUAUUAGAUAUGAAACAGCACAGUACAAAACCUAACGUCGCCACGAUCGCUUACGGCAAGCACACAUUAACACGAUGACGAGCGAACUGAACGGACAGCACUUCGCACCUACUACCGCGCCACCUGGGUAAAGCAAGCGACCUUAGGUUGUGCAGCGUAGGUGGCAGCAUCCGCGGGAGCCCGCAGGUCAGACGGUUGUAGCGUGAGGACGAGGAGUAGUCGGGGCAAACAUCAACCGACAUACCUCCCAAGUCUGGCGAUCGAGAUUGGAAAUGAUACUGAACAGUGUAACAUGCAGACAGUACCUACCAUCUCAGCAGUACAAACAAUGUCGAAAAAUGAAGGUAAGGAAUGCUGAAUAAGGCCCUGGGUCGGGAAAUGAUCGUAGCCACGUAACAUAACAUAAUGUCACGCUAAUAAUAUACUCGUAUCUAUGGCAAAAGGGCAACAAAGCUCAUCUGUUAAGAGUUUAUCACUGCACCGAAUUGCUUCAGUUCAGUCCAAUGCCAUGGCGCACAGAGUAUAGAUCGUGUGCGUCAAUGCUAAGCAUUUUUGUACCGUGUGGAGGUCGAUUCGGUAGGAAGCAAAGUGCCGACCUUCGUACCGCGUGCAAGCCAGUUCGACCCGCAGUCUGUGCCGUGUGCACUGUGCAGGUCGAUUGGUACCUUCUCUAUACCGUGUGCCCUGUACAGUGCGCAGGUCAGCUUGGUGGGCGCGUGGACUCCGCUGUGUCCGGCACUCAGUACGCCCUCGGUGCCCCGCCACCGGAUCGAUGGUCCCCCGUCUCCCAGCAGCGCCCUGUGUGUCCAUCGGUGUCCUGGCGACCAACACGGCCACAGCCACGGCGUCCUGCGCGGCUAGGGUCAGUCGCUGCAGCCGGGGACGGGACAGUCGCCGCAGCCAGAGACGGGACAGUCGCCGCACCUGGAGACGGGACAGUCGCCGCAGCCAUGCCAGACGUCGGUCUGAUCGUGGGCGCCAGCCUGAUGGGCGUCGGCGGCCUCUCCGUCCUCUACGGCACCAUCAUGUGCUACAAGUCGCCGAAUCAGUACUACAACAAAGAGGAUAUGGAGGCUAUGGUCGCCGCCACUGUGCUGGCAGAGAAGACGUCUCAGGAGAAGAACGACAAGUAUUUCGACGACCCUAUCGAGAAAGACGUCGCCCAGAAGAAGCGGAAGGUGCUGUCGUCCUAAACGAACGGCUGUCAUGUCCCUUCUCGGAAUUCUUGCGAUCAGUCAUUUUAGUUGUGUCUGGCGUGGGACGAAGAUGGAGUCAAGGCAGAUGACGGGGACAAUGCCUGUGUUCACAAUACCCCCAGUUCGCUCGGCGCUGCCGGUCACCCGUGACACAGGCUCGCAGCUAUCGGCCACGAACACGACUAUCUUACGGAAAUAAUGACAAAUAACACGAGAAUGCAUUACUACAUAGAAUCCUCGUUCAAGUGACCGUCUUGGGCAUUAUUUUUGGUGGGUGUUCAUGUUUAUCCCUCAAGAGAUUUGAAGCUCAAGAUAAAAUAAAAAAUAUAAAAUACAA
Molecule: messenger RNA, 1730 nt
Organism: Amphibalanus amphitrite
Lineage: Eukaryota; Metazoa; Arthropoda; Thecostraca; Balanomorpha; Balanidae
Exons: 2
Coding region: 701-1390 (229 amino acids)
Source: RefSeq, a predicted model, not a curated record